Strongylus vulgaris is the source of this 474-nucleotide messenger RNA. The record is from the annotation of a GenBank genome assembly. NCBI's taxonomy places the organism in Eukaryota, Metazoa, Nematoda, Chromadorea, Rhabditida, Strongylidae.
AUGCCAUUAGAAUAUCCAGCUGGUUGUUCGCCUUUGAGUCGCGAUGAACUUGGUCGAGAGUUACCGUCGGAAUAUUUGCCCAGAUGUCCUGCUGUGCUUCUCGCUCAUUGUGGCUCUUUUCUGGAAUCUAUUCUGUUCUGCGAUCAUUUCAGCGAUUUGAGAUCAUCGUUAAUGUUGAGGAUUUUCGUCGAUCAAGUUUGUCGUUUGGAUCUAACAUCGAGCUUUCUCGAAGAUUUGCGAACGCAGCAGCUUCAGAAGCAAGUUGAGCUGACGGCUACAGGAACAAGUGCUCCAUCUGCGGCUUUGGCCCUUGGUCAUCGAUAUGUACAGUCAAUGCUAGAACUCGAAAUCCUUUAUGAAACCGAUGACCUGCACGAAAUGCAGAUGUUUAUACUUUCGCAAUUAGAAAUUCUCUUCGCUCAACUACCUCUACAGGUUCAAAACACCUCUGUUGUAAGUCCAUCAGACGCCUGA